This is a messenger RNA of Nematolebias whitei (Rio pearlfish), 1103 nucleotides long. Its product is annotated as tyrosine-protein phosphatase non-receptor type 7-like. The annotation marks the transcript as partial. NCBI's taxonomy places the organism in Eukaryota, Metazoa, Chordata, Actinopteri, Cyprinodontiformes, Rivulidae. The transcript is spliced from 6 exons. The record is from RefSeq and is a predicted model, not a curated record. Gene Ontology annotation, biological process: protein dephosphorylation. Gene Ontology annotation, molecular function: protein tyrosine phosphatase activity.
UCGUCCACGACUGGUUUCCAAAUGUGGGGUCUGAUGGUCUCUCUGUCCUGCAGGGCUACAAAGGGGUUCUGAGGGCCUACAUCGCCACCCAGGGGCCCAUGCUGCACACGGUGGGGGACUUCUGGGACAUGGUGUGGCAGGAGAGGAGCAGCAUCAUCGUCAUGGUGACCAGACUGAAGGAGAACAACGAGAAAUGUGAGCCGUACUGGCCUCAGCCGAGGGACAGGACCAAGGAGGUGAAGCAGGAGGACGAGAAGGAGGAGGGCCACAGCGAGGAAGAUGAGGAGGAAGGAGAGAGGAGUCGGUUUGGUCGGUUCCUACUGAGGGUCAAAGACAUCCAGGAGAAAGACGGCUUCACCAUCACUGACAUGGAGAUCCAGCUGCACUCAGAGUCUCGUCCAGUCAGACACUACUGGUUCUGCUCCUGGCCCGACCACCACAUCCCAGAAUGCAUUGCUUCCCUGCUCAGGCUGGUGGAGGAGGUGGAGGCGUACAGGAUGAAAUCCUCCACCAGCUCUGAACCAAUCACGGAGCAGGUCUCCGGUCCUGGUCCGGUCAUCGUCCACUGCAGUGCUGGCAUCGGCAGGACCGGCUGCUUCAUAGCCAGCAGCAUCGGCUGCCAGCAGCUCAGAGAAUCGGGCCAGGUGGACAUCCUGGAGACGGUCUGUCAGCUUCGACUCGACAGGGGUGGAAUGAUUCAGACCACGGAGCAGUACCAGUCCCUGUACGCCACGCUGGCCCAGUACAGCCUGCAGCUACAGCAGAACCAGGAGCAGAACCAGAUUCAUUCUGCCACAGAACUCCAGAACCAGCUGACCCAGACGGAACGGGUCAGUUUGGAGAUGCAGAACCUGCAGCUAUAGAACAGAAACACUUGAAAGGAUCCAGAACCUGAAGCACCAGCAGCAUCUUCAAUGCAACCAGAGAACCGGACCCAGAACCUGAAGGCAGCAGGAUGGACACCAGCAGAGAACCCAUGGCCCAGCAGGACCUGAAGAACUGGAUGUUCUGUUCGGACUCCACAGAAUGUGGUACCGAAACAAAGAUGUUCAACCUGGAGUGAAAAUCUCUGAAAACUGAAUGUUUGAAAAAAUGAAAUAAAA